UGCUCCUCUGACGGGACUCUUAUAAGGGAACUUUGACAAGUUGGACUCAGUUUCCUUCUGGUCCCAAAGUCGGAUCUGCGAGCUGCAGAGGUCCGGACAGAGUCCCGUGGGCCCCCGUGUCUGUCCCCGUGUUUUUCCAGCUAACGCCCCCUGAGGAUGGGUGACUGGAGCGCUCUGGGCCGUCUGCUGGACAAGGUCCAGGCCUACUCUACGGCCGGAGGAAAGGUUUGGCUGUCAGUCCUCUUCAUCUUCAGGAUCCUGGUCCUAGGUACGGCUGUGGAGUCAGCCUGGGGAGACGAACAGUCUGCCUUCAAAUGUAACACCCAGCAGCCUGGCUGUGAGAACGUGUGCUAUGACAAGUCCUUCCCCAUCUCCCAUGUCCGCUUCUGGGUUCUGCAGAUCAUCUUUGUGUCCACGCCCACGCUCCUGUACCUGGCUCACGUCUUCUACCUGAACAGGAAGGAGCAGAAGCUGAACAGGAAGGAGGAGGAGCUCAAAGCGGUGCAAAAUGACGGCGGCGAUGUUGACCUGCCGCUGAAGAAGAUCGAGAUGAAAAAGUUGAAGUAUGGCAUUGAGGAGCAUGGCAAAGUGAAGAUGAAAGGAGCCCUGCUGAGGACCUACAUUGUCAGCAUCUUCUUCAAGUCUCUGUUUGAGGUGGGCUUCCUGGUCAUCCAGUGGUACAUGUACGGCUUCAGUUUGAGUGCCGUCUACACCUGUGAGAGGGCGCCGUGUCCCCACAGGGUGGACUGUUUCCUGUCUCGCCCCACAGAGAAGACGGUCUUCAUCUUCAUGCUGGUGGUCUCGCUGGUCCUUGUGCUGAAUAUCAUCGAGCUGUUCUAUGUGUUUUUUAAGAGGAUCAAAGACCGCGUGAAGCGCAAGCAGCAGCCACCCUCUACCCCGGCGGAGGCACCCUGAGCCCCACCCCCAAAAGACCUCUCCGCUGCCAAGUACGCCUAUUAUAAUGGCUGCUCCUCCCCCUCCGCCCCGCUCUCACCCAUGUCACCCCCAGGCUACAAGCUAGCCACGGGGGAGCGGGGAACCGGCUCGUGCCGCAAUUAUAAUAAACAGGCAAACGAGCAAAACUGGGCCAACUAUUCCACGGAGCAGAACCGACUGGGUCAGAAUGGUGCAGGAAGCACCAUCUCAAAUUCCCACGCUCAAGCCUUUGACUUCCCUGACGACACCCACGAGCACAAGAAACUGUCUUCGUCCUCGGCGGGACACGAGCUGCAGCCGUUAGCGCUGAUGGACGCCAGGCCCUGCAGCCGAGCCAGCAGCCGCAUGAGCAGCCGAGCCAGGCCGGACGACCUGGACGUGUAAGAGCUGCGCCCGCCGCCACUGAGUCAGGAAGCACAUAGGUUUAUAAAGAAGGCGGGGCUAACCUCAAUCACUGUCUUCAGAUUAGUCAGAGAGACGGUAACACUUGUUAUGUAACACUGUCAAAAAGGUACAAACGUGUGUGGUGACUGUUGCUGUAACCUUUUAGUGGGGCUAACCAAUCAGAGAACAGUAAGAGUCCUUCAGAUCAACAACACGCAACCACAGUGCUGACGAGGUCACGUCAAAGCAGAAAUCGCCUUCUUUACAACCCGAGUCUUGUUUCUGUUCUUACUUUACUCCUGAUGGUGUUUGAAUGGCUCUGAUCAGCCGCUGUGUGGGUCGACCGCCGACCAUCUGGUCUCAGCC
Thalassophryne amazonica is the source of this 1686-nucleotide messenger RNA. Its product is annotated as gap junction alpha-1 protein-like. Gene Ontology annotation, molecular function: transmembrane transporter activity. Gene Ontology annotation, biological process: cell-cell signaling; heart development. Gene Ontology annotation, cellular component: connexin complex. Lineage: Eukaryota; Metazoa; Chordata; Actinopteri; Batrachoidiformes; Batrachoididae. The record is from RefSeq and is a predicted model, not a curated record.